Messenger RNA from Blastomyces dermatitidis ER-3, 471 nucleotides. Its product is annotated as HHE domain-containing protein. The transcript has 2 exons. The record is from RefSeq and is a predicted model, not a curated record. NCBI's taxonomy places the organism in Eukaryota, Fungi, Ascomycota, Eurotiomycetes, Onygenales, Ajellomycetaceae. Bases 1 to 471 code for a protein of 156 amino acids.
AUGACGACGAUUUCCGAUACCAUCAAGACAGACCAUAGGGAGCUCGAGGCGUAUUAUGACAAGAUCAUAAACCCCAAGGACCAGGAUGAACAGGUUCGAUAUCAGAACCAGUUUACCUGGGAGUUGGCUCGCCAUUCCAUUGGCGAGGAGUUGGUCGUUUACCCUGCCCUCGAGAAAUAUGUGAAGGGCGGGAAAGCCCUCGCCGAUAAGGAUCGUGAAGAGCAUCAAGUCGAAGAAGAAGAAGACCUCGUUAAGCUUGAGAGUGCACUACGCGAAGAAGAGAGUAAGAAACUCGCCACUUCGUUUUCGAGAACUAAAACAUUCGUGCCUACCCGUUCUCAUCCAAGCGCACCGGACAAGCCGCCGUUCGAAACUGCGGUAGGACUCCUCACAGCCCCUAUCGAUGAUCUGGCGGAUCUUUUCCGCAAGUUCCCUGACAAGACGGUCAGUCCGAAUCCGUCGACUAAAUGA